CACCUUCUGCCGCUAACUGCUCCACCAUUGAUCAUCUACAUCAAGAUCAAUCUUAGUCUUGUGCUUUUUGGCUUUUGCAAUUACUUUAAUUCCAUCUCGUGACUCAGGAAUCACUGCAGUCAAAGAAAAAAGCGAUAUUAGACCAUCAUGAGUCAAGAUUUGCCUGCCGCACGACCUGGUGGGCGCGAGGACAUCAUCACGGGACGAAACGGAAAUUGCCAGAAAUUUCAGGAAGCCAUUCGGGCGAUGCCAAAAGUUGAGUUGCACGCGCAUCUGAGCGGUUCCGUGUCGCAAACCAAGUUGCAGGAAAUGCUGGCGAAAAGGGUGGAAAAGGAAAAUUUGGAUGCGAGGACUCGGGGAGGUGAAAGAACGCCGGAUGGGGAAAUCGACACGCUGUCCCAGAAGCGGCCAACUCGCGGCGCUUCUACAACAACGUCAACGUUCGAAAAGUUCGACGUUCGAAGCAUUAUUUUUGGCGGAAAUAAAACUACGUCGCCCGAUGCUGCUCCUGUUUCAACAUCUGCACCAAAGUCUUCAGAGGCUGCAUCUUCUGCUUCAUCACGAGAGCAGCUUCUGUACAAUGAGGCGAUGAAAAAGUGCUUCUCCUACUUCGACCUGGUCGCGCAAGUCAUCACGGACCUGGAUGCCUAUCAAAUGUAAAAAUGUCUGGGUCUGGAAGAGUCAUGCUGUUUCUGCAUGACACAGAAGGUCUGGCAUGGAAGCUCUAGCAUCACAGGCUUCGAGAAGCUUCCGCAAUGCCGAAUCCGCAUGACAAAUCCCCCAUUUUGGUGACAGAAAGUGAGCAGCUUUUGCUGCCUACGCAUCAGAGAUUUUUGUGUGUUCUGAAAUGCGCAUCACAAGUUACAUCCUUCCAGACCCAGACAUUUUUACACUUGAUAACGCCUUGCGCGAGGCAACGACGCAUGUGUUCGAAGAGUUCGCGGACGAGGGUAUCCUGAGUAAAAACGUCCCCAUACCAGAGCCAGGAUGGAAAAUCUGCUAGACAGAUCAGCCAACUUUGGUUGUUUCGCCUGACACGUUUGUCCUGGCAGUGUGGUCCUGUUUAGCUAGUUCAGCAGCAUCACAGAUCUAGCACACCAUGCUACUUCUAGCAUCGCAAAACCCAAAACACGACUAGAAAAAGCUUCUCAUGUGGCAUCACAUGAGACACUUUUUUGUCAUGCAGAUUUCCAUGACAACUCUGGGGUGGGGAUGUUUUUACUCAGAAUAGAGGGCUGCGUGUAUUUGGAAAUGCGGACCACCCCGAAAAAGUUCACGCAGCCGGCAGGUCAUCAAAAACCGCACACCGGCCCGGCAGGUAGUGCUAGUUGCAGCAGGAACAUGACGAUUAAAUCCUCAACGUCCUCUUCUAUAAUUCCAACAACCUCGGAAGAGGAUUACAUUUGUGUUGUUAAGGAGUGCGCAGACGAGAUUUUCCGGAAGAAAAACCUAGUCGUGAAACUACUGCUGUCCAUCAAUCGGGGCACGAUCCGCUCGAAACAGGACGCGGAGGACCAGGUCGCGAUGGUGUCUCGCCUCCUGGAUAGAUUUUUUUACGACCAAGAUGGGAGCUCGGAGGGUCGUCAAGAUCAUGUACAAGCAGGUCAAGAACAUGAUGAUCGCGAUCUCCAUGCCGUGUCCGGCCCCUUCGUUGUCGGUCUGGACGUUAGCGGCAAUCCGGCGACGGACUCGGUGGUGCCGUUUCUGUUACCCGUUUUGGUCGAAAAGUACCGCGAGCUGGAGAAAAUGGGGAAACCAAAACCGCCAAUCGCCUGGCAUCUCGGCGAACGGGAGGAUCAUUGCGUUAUUUUGCCGCCCGGGGGACCGAGGACCGCCACGAUGAACAAGAACAGAAAAAUGGGCGAAGGUGGUGGUAAGCACGGCAAAAGCAGCAGUCCACCGCGACGGACAGAAACUCCCGUCGUGGAGGCGAGCACCUCUGAUGUGUCUGCAGCUGUUGCAGUACCAGGACAUGGACAUCUGAGCACCACUACCACUACGACUACAAGUAGGACAACUAAUGUAUUGACAGGGACAGGGGUCGUCCACGACGGUGGCGAUCAUGAUGUUCCCGAACACGACCAGGAGCCGCCUGAGAGGAAGCGGCGGAAAGAAGUUCUGGUGUCUUCACGGUCCUCAGGCCGCUGCGCAGAAGUAGUAGUAGAUGAACUUCAACUUCUUUCUUCAUCCUCCACCCCCGCGGCGGAAGUAGAAGUAGAUAAAGUUCUGGACCACGUCGACGUGCUAAACAUUCGUCGGCUCGGACACGUGUGCUUUCUCACCGCCGAGCAGCGCCGCCGGGUGUUUGCCAUCGCGGACAGGAGGACAGCAAAUGAGCUGCCGUUUUGCGUGGAGCUCUGCCCGACCAGCAACGCGGUCACAAAGUGUCUGAGGAAUCUAGCCGACCACCACUUCCCACUCUGGUACGCCGGGUCGUCGUGCAAGAGAAAAAUAAACGGCGGCGAGGGCGGAGCCAUGUCAACAUCGUCCUCUGGCGAAGUAGCAGCUCUCCCUGACAAGAACGCGCCGUCGGACGAGGUGGCUUCGGCCUCAGCACCUCCUUCGCAGCUGAGAGUCGCCCUCUGCACCGAUGACACGGGGCUGUUCUGCUGUACCAUCAGCUCCGAGCUAGAGGAUAUGGCCGUCGCGUUCCGCUUGUCUCUGGCCGAGCUGCGGCAGCUCCAACUCGAUGCCAUAGACGCGAGCUUUCUGGUCAGAGGUGGGCCUCCACCAGGCAAUCACGCCAAAGGCGGGUGUCGCGAAGCGACUUCAGUCAUAGCGGGCGGCGCAUCGGCUACAACCCCGGUAUCUGCAGGAGAGACCUCGCGCCAACUCACUUGGAGCGGCUUCUUCUGCGGUAGCUGCCACAAAGACAAUUCCAAACAUCGGGGGGAAUCUGUUGCUUAAAAACAAAAUACGGACACAGACACUGACGCUGAACCUAUGAUCAUCGAAGUGAGUGCAUCUCAAGUAAGAUGAUGAAAUAGAAGAUCG
Messenger RNA from Amoebophrya sp. A120, 2994 nucleotides. The record is from the annotation of a GenBank genome assembly. NCBI's taxonomy places the organism in Eukaryota, Dinophyceae, Syndiniales, Amoebophryaceae.